Messenger RNA from Branchiostoma belcheri (Belcher's lancelet), 2303 nucleotides. Its product is annotated as protein BANP-like. Gene Ontology annotation, molecular function: DNA binding. The transcript has 14 exons. The record is from RefSeq and is a predicted model, not a curated record. Gene Ontology annotation, biological process: negative regulation of protein catabolic process; protein localization to nucleus. Bases 121 to 1653 code for a protein of 510 amino acids. Lineage: Eukaryota; Metazoa; Chordata; Leptocardii; Amphioxiformes; Branchiostomatidae.
GUUUUACUGAUGCGUUGUGACGUUAUUUUUAGAGGUCUCGCGAGAAGGAAGACGGACGCCAUUAUCGUGCAGGGCGAGAAAAAGCGAGGUUAACUAGCUGAAAACUUGUCUGGAGGCAGGAUGGCAGGUGAACAGCUGACAGAUGUGGUGCAGCUGGCUGUCAGUGAGAUUGCUACAGGUGAGCUGACAGAGGAAGAACCGUCUGCCAAACGGAUGCGGCGGAUGGAAAUCGUCAUGCCAGAGACCCAGUCAGAGAUCAGUAGGGAGGAGUCCAGCUCUAUCAAAUCCAUCUUGUUCAACAUGAACAAGGCCAUCUGCCUGCGUCUUGAGGGGAUUGAGAACAAGGUGGAAGGGCUGAGUAACCGCACCAAGGUUCUGGAAGACAAGGUUGACGGGAUCGUACAGACAGUGAAGGAGCUGGGAAACAGGCCUUCUGUCACAACCCCCACCACCUCACGGAAACAGCACCACACCCCUCGCAGACAGAGUACCAUUGUCAUCGGACUCCCGGCAAAUUCAGGGAACCAGUCACAGAGCCAGGACCAAAGCCUAUCUACCCACAGUACAGAUAAUGAAGAUGACGUUCCUACUCCAAUUCCAACAAGACUCCAAGAAAAUGGAACAGAGGAAAUAGAUGAUGUGUGUCUCACAGCCGGGGCGACCGUGGCCGUAACAGACUCCAAGAUGAAGGACGAAAGUGGAGAGGUAGAGGAUGAACAGGGCAGGAGCACGGGACAGCGCUUUGGUCCAAACGUACAGUUUAUCACCCUCAACUCUGAAGAUGACUACCCAGGGGGAACCUGGCUGGGCGAUGAAAACAACAUAGAGAUGAGAGUCAGAUGCCCCAUCACACCCUCAGAUCUGCUGCACAUCCACCAGACGUGUCGGACUGCAGAGCGGAUGGCCCUGAUCCUGCUGGACUAUCUGUUUGACAGGGAGACUCAGGCCAUGUCCAAUAUCUCAGGCAUGGGCAGGCACGGCAAGAAGCAGCUGGACCCACUCAUGAUAUACGGCAUCAGAUGCCACUUGAUCAGCAAGUUUGCGAUCACAGACGCCGACUGGCACAGGAUCAAACAGAACAUCGACUCCAAGUGUCGGACGUCCUUCCGGCGUAGGCAGCGGGGACAGCCGCUCACGGUGAAGGCGUUCGCCCGCAAGCUGCCCAGCAACAUGCACACGGUGUACGCACAGGAGCUGCACACAGUACACCCAGAGACACAGGCAGACCAGCUAUCACAGUUGGCAGUCAAUCAGGGUGACAUGGAGGUUCACAUCCAAGGGACAGCCAUCCAGCCGGGAGACACUGUGGCUGUCACGCAGGGCAACCAAGUACACCACCUCCAUAUCACACAGGCUGACGGCCACCAUGUCACAGUUGCAGAUGGCACACAAGUACACCAUGUGCAGAUUACGCAGACGGCAGAUGGACAACAGGUUGCAAUCCCCCAGGUGCUUCAGCCAGGUGAAGAAGUGACGAUACAGCAGGUAGCCAUGCAGCCAGGUGCCAUGUCCAUCGACUCCCAGCCCACCGCCCUACAUGGCAUGGAGACUACAGAAAUACACAUUCAGGAGGGGCAGAUACAGCAGAUCCAGCAGCCCGACGAAGUGCAGAUCCAAGAGAUCGAAGGUCAGGAGGUCAGCAUGCCUCAGUGACCUCCAACAUCGCGGAGUCCCAACCUGUACCAGCCUGUCUGCAAAUUGUAGCUUGUUUGUGCAUUUUGUCCAGACUUUCCCCGUCUUAUUUUUUGUGUGUGUGUUUCUGUACUGCCUGUUGAGGGCUCCAGACUCACAUUUUGACUUACGUGUAGUAGCACUGUUGCUCCCAACCAAAACAGUUGAACUCAACAGGAACAAUCUAGGUGCACCAUAUAUGGCCUCCUUUGAUAAAUAUCACCAUGAUGGUAAACUCCUAAUACAUCAGGCUGAAAAUCGUAUUUCUAGCCUAAAACAAAGUCUUCCAAAGUCAAAGAAGAAAUGAAAGAACAAAAAUAUAAAAUCUUUUUUUUGUGUUUCCUGUCUUUUUUUUCAGACAGGCCCCGUGCUGGAAAUUGUGACAUUAGCACAAUGUUGAUAUUCAUGAAUUAUGACUACAGGGAGAGCCUGUUAUUCAAUUUCCACCAAUAACCCCAAACAAUACAAGUAUUUGCUUCCAAGUUGUAAAUAAACUCUCCAUUUAGAUCAACCAUUGAAAAUUUAUCUUCAGAUGCACAUCUAUAACAGUUAUGACAGUUAAGUACUAUAAAUCACUUUAUAUUCGCAGUGCUUUUAGAAUUCAUGUUUUUCACGGUCACAUAUGUACUGUG